UGCGUGUCCGUCCGUCUGCACACCAGCUGAGCUAUGCACACAGUACACACACGUACAUACGGUAUACACAACACAUCCAGCCAUCCACCGGUCAGUCAUCUUCAUCUGCAUCAUCGUAGUCGUCACCACCGUGUUCCUGCUGCGGGUGUAUGUCCUCGUCUAUGCCCUCGUCCGCCUCGGGCAGGUCCGCCAGCGGCUGACCCACACCCCGAUACACAUCCUCUAGCAGCGAACUGCACACACAUACACACACACACACACACAUAAAUGUGUGUUGCGGUCGGUCGUCUCUCUGCUGCUGUGUCCGGGGCUGUGUGGCUGACCGGUCCACAUAGGGCCCGAGGGCGAUUUUGGCGCCACGCAUUUUCUCGAUGAGCUCAAAGGCAUCAUCAAACUUGCGGACGGACGCAUAAUACCUGACACGGCAAGAGAGAGAGAGACAGACAGACAGACCGACACACGAGUGGUGGGCUCUGUCGGGACCCUGGGGCGUGGGUGUGUGUGUCUCACUCGAUGAGUUGUGCGUAUACGUCUCCCGCGCGUAUGGCUGUCUCGAGGUCAGUCUGACCCAGCAACGCCCGGCACACCUGACAGACAGACACAUAUGUGUAAGCAGCCACAUGGAUGGAUGGAUGGCUGGCUGGAUGGCUGGCUGGAUGGCUGAGUCUGUCUCACUUUGAUCAUUUCCUGUGGGUCUGAUUUCAUCAUCCUGCGGGCUGACGCAAACCUGAUCCAUACCAUCCAUCCAGCCACCCACCGUAUGUGUGUGGCUCCGUUGAUUGCGUUGAUUGCACCCACCCACUCCACUGACUUGUCGACCAGCUGUAUCCUCCGCUGCAGCGCCACCACGCGUGUAUCGUGUUCAAUGCCGGGCGGCAUGUGUGUGUCCUUGUCGAUGCCCAGGGACCUCAGGAAGGCCUUGAGUGCCUCCUUGAGCAGCCCCGCGGCCUUGUCGUAGUCUCGAUACUCGUCCACCUCCACCUGACUGCAGCUGUCGUAGAACUGGCUGAGCUUGUCGAAGGCCUUGGCCUUGGUGUAGAAGCUGAUGAUGUUCCUGGUCACCUCGGGGUCCGAUUGCCACUCCAGGCCUUGCAGGUAGUUGGCCGCCAAGAUGUACACCUCGGCUUGACGAGCUGUGCCUACACACACGCACAGACAAAGGGCGGCCAUGCGGAUGGCCAUGCGGCCAUGCAUGUGUGUGAGGGGGGGGUGUAUUAGGGUAUGUGCCUGCGAAGAAGACGAUUUUCUGGGUGUCGCCUGCCUUGAGCAGGCUCUUCAUGGCCUUGACUUUGUCGCCAGCUUGGGUGAACUUCUUGCAUGCGAGCUGGAAGAGCCCCUGACGCUUGCACACCUUGCCCAGACGACCCAGCAAAUCAGACCGGACGUCGGCUGACAUCCGGAUACACACACGCACACACACACACACACACAUACACACACAGCUACCAGCCAUGCACUCACUCAUCCCCAAUGGUGGUGGCUGUUGUGUGUCCAUCUGUAUGCAUACCGGAGAGUUGGUUCUUGUCAGGUGUCAUUUUCUCGACCAGGUCCUCGCUGAGCGGCACAUCGUGGGCCUCACACAACUCUAUCGCCUGAAUGCACAUCAUGGGUUCGCUUCGGUUCGGUUCGGUGUGUGUCUUGUUCUUGUCUGGCGCCUCGAUUGCCUCUCUCACCCGUUCGUAUUGCUUGGUGGCGCUGAGGAGCCCGACCGCCUUGUCAGGCUGCUCGUUGGCUAUCAGGAACUCGGCACACCUACACAUACAUGCGCACACCAUCCAUCCACUGCUGGUGCGUUUGCGGCCCGGAUGAGGUAGGUACCUGGUGAGCAGCUGCGGGUCGGCCUCCUUGCUGAGCUCGUCUGCGAUGCGUCUGAGCCCGUCGACCAGGUGGUGCUCGAGGCAUAUGUCGACGGCCUUGCGCACCUGGCCCGCCUUGCUGUACAACACCACAGCCUUGGACGCCUGGCCACGCUGAACACACCAAUCCAAUCAGCCCACCAACCGACCCUUCCACCCACACACACAGACGUGCAUCGGUGUGUUCCUUUCUAUUCAGUGGCCGACGGCUGACGCUUGACGGACGGACCAGUAGGUAGUAUCGUGCUGCGGCUGACAUUUCCGUGGUGGUGGACGAGAGGGCCAUGCCCAUCAGAUCGCUCUCAAGGCCGGCGUCCUGCGCAACCCUGUGCACACAAACAACCGUCACACGCACACAACACACGACAUACGCACACACAGGGGGGCGGGCAUGUGUGUGUGUGUGUGUGUGUGCGGGGAUUACCUGAUUGCCUGUCUGACGCGCCCGGUCUUGCUGUACCAGUGGAUGGCAUCCUUCGGCCGACCCUCCAACUCCAAAUGCCUGGUUGGCGGCGCCGACACACACAUACACACACACACAUACACACACACAUUGAUUCCAUUCGUGCGACUUCGGUUCCUUCCCCCAUGCGGCGCACUUGGCAAGAUGGUAACAUGCGGCUGCGUCAUUGGUGUCGUUGCAGAUCUGCACUGCCGACUUGACGUUCUGACACACACAAAGGCGCACAUCAGAUGGUCUGUGCACCAACCAUAUGGUCGAGGGGGGCAUGUGCCCACCGACCUGGUUGAGGCAGUGCAGGCGGACGAGAGCCACCCAGUCGUCAGCCUUGCGAUAGUACCGCAUCGAUCCAUCCAGGUCGCCACACGACUCGUAGUAGGACGCCAGCCACCUCCACACAACACACACACCAGUUCAGUUGAAUGUCCUGCCUGACUGAACGGCACGGCGUAUGUAUGUGUGGUGGCUGACUGAGUGACUGACUGACUGACUGACACACUUGUAGAGGCGUUUGUCUUCGGCCUGGUCGACGUAGGCGGUGAGUUCUUCCACCUUUCCAGCGGCCUGCAGCAUGCGCGGCACCUCCCACGCGUGGACCUGAGCCGCCUCGUAGUCACUGUGAGUGACACAGAGGGAGGGAGGGGUCCCUAUGCACGUGUGUUGUGUUGUGUUGUCUAUUGGAGUGAGUGUGGAUGUGUGUGUGUGUGUGGAUGGUAUGGCUACGAGAUAGCGUCUUGGGUUUGUCCGGUGCUCUCGUGGUACUGUGCUGCGGCGUAGUGAGUGCUGCGGAGGUGAAUGCGGUCCUUGUCAGACGCGACCUACACACACACACACACACACAUGGAUGGAUGGAUGGAUAAAUGGAUGGAUGGUGGCCACCACACCAUAGAGAGCCCCAACUCACUCACUCAGUCACCUGCAGUGCCUUGUCGAAUUGUGCGCAUGUUUGGUGCAGCUGGUUGAGCAGGUCAUACCGCCCGCACUGCUCAUACAGACGACUCGCCUCAUCAACCAAACCUGCAUGCCAUGCAGCACAUGUCGUGUCACAUUAUACACACACCAUUGCCAUUCACCGAGAUGCAGCGCCACGACAGCCAGCCUCGCGUCGACUUCAGGCUCCUCACAUUCCCUACACACACGCGCAGAAAAACUGCUAGCUGUCCUCAGCUCUCUCUGCCACCCCCAGGACCGACCCACCUGAGUGCCGCAGCAGCGGUGGCAUGUCCCAGCUCAGCGAGGCACUUGGCGGCCACGUCGAGCCUCUGUGUCUUGACGCACAUCUUGGCCAUCGACAGCCACACGGUGCGGCUCUCCACCCCCUGCACUGACCGGUACGCCUCGUCAGUGUUGCCCGCAGCCAAAUGGUAAGAGAAAUCCAUAAGCGCCUCUUAAGAAAUCACCACACACACACAAACAUAGGUGGAUGGAUGGACGGAUGGACGGAUGGGUGUGUGGCUGGCUCACUGGCAGUUUUGGCGUCUACGUGUUCCAGGCCAGCGAGGUCCCUGAGUGUGCGGCGGAGUAUGCGUGUGGUGUCGGUGUCCGAACCGCCCGCUCCUGUCAUGGGCAGCAAGUACACGAACGGGGCCGCCAGAGCGACCGGCAUCAGACACACAUCGCCGCUCUCGUCCUCUUGACAUGCCACACAAUCCUAUACCGUCACACACACACACACACACGUGUGCGCCUUUCUCUGUGUGUUUGUGUGUGUGGUUGGCCCGGCCCACCUGUCUGACAAUGCGUCCGUCAGGUGUGACGAAGAGUGUGAGCAGAUGGGGGCCGGUCAGGGGCGGGGGCGAGUCCGCAUUGGCGUCAUCGGCGGACAGCGUGACGGUCUCACCGACCUGGCAAUCAACACAACACACCCAGACAGACAGAUCACACAGACAGUGGAACCGUUACACACAGCACACUGGUGUUGGGUGUGGUGUACUGUGCUGGUUACCUGGCUGUCAGCGAGACCGUCGCUAUCGUCAUCCAGCGAUCGCUGAGGGGCCAUCUCGCACGCCUGAUCGACCCAUCGACCCACCCAUACAGCCAUCUAUCCAUCCACACAUAGUAUAGUCCUCUUCCCUCUCUUUCUCACCAUGAACCUGGGGUCUGUGGCGUCCCACAUGUGCGACACGGGCGCCCACUGAUGGCCCACACUAUACCUGUAAACAACACGCACACAGAGAGAGAGAGAGAGAGAGAAACAGAAAAAGGUGAGUGUAUGCCCCAUGUCCCGUACACACACACACACACACACACAUCCAGCUAUACAGCUACACUUGACUGACCUGAGAAAUCUUGACUGACCUGAGGAAUCUGUCGGAUUCAGCGUCAUAGAUGAACAGCCGCGGGUCGGCAAUCCUGACGUCCCCCUCAGCCGUCACCCCCUGGUCAACCAGCAGGCUCAGCCGCGUGCCGCUGCAGUUGACUCGCACCGACCGCACGUGGCCCAAGGGCACGCUGCUCCCGCCCGCUGACUCCUCAAAUCUACACAUACCAUCACACACACACACACACAAAUGCACCCGUGUGUGUGUGCUCGGAAGGAUUGGAGACAUACCGUCUUGGGACUCCCAUGGGUUUUGGUUCGGCCCGCGCCAGGUUCCAUAUCCUGAGGACAUUCUUGUCGGUGCAGGCGGCGAGGUACCCACCGUGAGUAUCGAGCAGACGGGGGGCGCCCUCCAUCUCACCGCUGAACGUGAGAGACUUCCGCACCGCCCCCUGCAUGACAAAGGGAGGGAGGGAGGGACACAUAAGGGAUGGCUGGCUGUCGGCCGGGGGCUUCAUCACAUGCUCGCUUAUUAAGUACCUUGACAGAGAGGAUGUCGAUCUUCAGCCCUGAUGCGACGUAGAUCUGCCGGUCGUCCUUGGAUACCUGUGUGUGUGAACAUAGAAACGUACCAACAGGGCUGCCUGUGUGUGUGUGUGUGUGUGUGUGCACAUGGACACACACGUACGUGCAUUGCGACGGUCCGCACUUUGGGGUACUUGAACGACCCCGCACUCUCAAACUCCAAAGACCGCUCGUCGACCUCAUACACGUGAAUCUGACCCACACCCACACACAGCUCUAUAGCCAUCCACACACACACAUAGAUACAAAAAAGGAGCAGACCUGCGAGUUGUUCCAGACGAGGACGAGUGGCGGCCCGACGACCACCCCCUUGAUGCGGAACGGGGGCGACACGCACAUCGGUGUGUGUGCGGGGGGGCCGUCGGACGGCGAUGCAGCAAAAGUCGGAUGGAGCGGCGUCACCAUGCGAUCGAGCAACACCUUCAUCGGACCCACCUGCACACACACACACACACACACGCACACGCACACACCAAUCACACCAAACACACCAAACACGGGUCCACACGAUGCUGUGUGCCGAUCUUCCCUCCCUUAAUCCAUCUGUCUGUACUUGGACAGCGAGUAGGGGUGGUUUGGCUGAGGCCGUGAGUGGGGUCUCUGCCAGCACUGUGCAGGCGUCCUUGUUGUAUGCGAGCAGCAGGUGCUCGCCGGGCCCCCACUGGAUGCCGGCCAGCUGCGGCAGGUGCAGGUGCAUCGUCGGCAAAGCCGCCCACUGCUCGUCAGACGUGGACAGACGGUGGUGCAGACUAGACAGGCCGCAACGCCACUGAUCCAUUGACAAACACACAAACAGCACUGCAUCAAGGAGAGAGAGAGAGAUAAGGUGUGUGUGUGUGUGUGCCUGUACGACUCGGCCGUCUUUGGUGCCGACGGCCACGACGCGCUUGCGGGGGUUGUAGGCGAUGCAGCACGCUUUGUCGCCUGACGAAUAAUGGACGCAGCACAGACAGACACGAACCGAACCAUGUGUGUGUGUCCGUUAUGCAUUCAGACAUAUAGACAUACAUACCCGGCAGCCGUGUGCCGGUCUCUCCGUGCAGCGGCAGGAGGAAGUUCUCGUCAUCGACGAGGUUCCAGAAGCGCACCAGGCUCUCUUGCGACACCGUGGCCAGCACACCAGUGCCCCCACCGCACCCACCACUACCACUCGCCCACACCCCUACACACACACACACACAACACACAUGGGAAUGGGAUGGACGGGGGAGAUGAGAGGACGGUUCGUUCAUGGCCGACCAGUGAUGGUCUCGGGGUUGGGUCCACAGGAGAGUUUGGUUUUGGUCUCGUUGACGACGGCGCCCUCGUGGUUGAGGUUGAACUGGAUCAGCAGCACGCUGCGCGUCACUAUCACCACACGGUCGUCGUCAUGCAAAUAUUCCAACACCGCCAAAGGAUGACCCACCUUGUACCUAUCACACGGUCGCACACACGCGCCGCGCCUCCCUGUUGGCCCUCUCUCCCUCCCCCAAGCACCAUCUCACCCACCUUUCGGCACACGCAUUGGUGUCAUCGGCGUGGUAGAGGACGCCCCCCUCGCCCCCGAAGAAGAAUGGCGGUGUGGGGUGGAUGUCCCCCGUGUGUGUGUGUGUGCGGAAGACCACGUGUGUCUGGGCGCCGCUCCGGCGAUAGUGGCACACGGGGGACGAGUGGCAGCGGCCGUCGAUCUUCCACACGUACACCAAACCUGUGUAGUAGUGUAGAACAACCCAAUGACACAGCGAAAGAUCUCUCUCUCUCUCUCUCUCCCCUCAGCUGCCUUACCGGUGGUGUCAGUGGUGACGAGCCGCGUGCCGGCGGGGUUGAAUGCGAUGCAGCAGAUCUCGUCCUUGUGGGCCUCCCUCUCCUCCCGCCAGCCCCCCUCGCCCCCCAUGUCCGUCCAGAAGACCAGACACCCGUCCCGCCAUCCCCCCACCAGCAGGUGCCCACCCACCUGGCCUAUCGACGGCCGGUGCUUCCUGCUCGACGGCUGCCACGCAAGAGCUGUGCAGUCGGCAGACGGGCGCGUCAGGGCCACGGGGGCGUUGGAUGAGCCUCCUCCGCUGAUGAGUGGGUCGCCCUCCUCUCUGUAGAUGGCGAGGGAGUGGUCGGUGCAGGCCACGGCCAGCAGGGGCGGGAGGUCAGGGGCGCGGGACCAGCACGCCGUCACAAUGGGUGCGCUCGUGGGCACUCGGAAAUCAAAAUACGUCGACAUUGCGAAGUGUGCCGCAGUUCAAAGCUACUCAGUCAGCGCUGCUAUACUACAUGCAGCCGCCGGGCAAGACACCCACACCGCGGCCUGGCCUGAUCUCGCCAAGCCUGAAAGACAAGCUUGAUGCGCACUCACUCGAUCCAUUUUUCUGUGUGUUCAUCGUGCAAUCGUGUGAGUCAUACCGUGAGAAGGAAGGCUCCGUGGCCAGAUC
Molecule: messenger RNA, 7563 nt
Organism: Vitrella brassicaformis
Lineage: Eukaryota; Vitrellaceae
Source: the annotation of a GenBank genome assembly